Molecule: messenger RNA, 830 nt
Organism: Andrographis paniculata
Lineage: Eukaryota; Viridiplantae; Streptophyta; Magnoliopsida; Lamiales; Acanthaceae
Exons: 4
Coding region: 134-661 (175 amino acids)
Biological process (GO): endoplasmic reticulum to Golgi vesicle-mediated transport; regulation of GTPase activity
Cellular component (GO): TRAPP complex; trans-Golgi network; cis-Golgi network
Source: RefSeq, a predicted model, not a curated record
UUAAAAAAAAAUAAAAAAUUGCAAAUUUGAAGUACAGAGGUCUGCCUUCCGUCGAAGGACGCAAAUCCGUUCAUCGUUAAUCGAAUCGAAGGGGAGGGGGGCAAAGGAGGAGUAGAUCGGAUCCAAUCGAAGCAUGGUGAGGGAAGUAUCAGAGAGCUGCGUGGAGAGUUUAAUGGCGGAGGUAGUAUCGUCCUAUUGCAGGGGCUUCUACGCCAACAAGCCCGAGCUCGCCGCUCCACGGAUCGAAGCAAUUGGUUUUCAGGUCGGCCACCAACUAUCCGAAAGGUACACAAUGGAUCGAUCAAGGUUCACCGAUCACCUAGAGGCAAUCAAAUUUAUCUGCAAGGAAUUUUGGUCUGAACUCUUCAAGAAGCAGAUCGACAACUUGAAAACGAAUCAUAGAGGUACUUUUGUAUUGCAAGAUAACCGGUUCCGAUGGCUAGCUCAUAUGUCAGUUGAUCAAUCAGUGGAAGGCGCUUCUUCUGUUCACGAUCCUUCGGCUAUGGCAGACAACAAAUCGAUGCAAGCUGCCAGUUUGCAUCUUUAUUUUCCUUGCGGGAUUAUAAGAGGAGCACUUUCAAACUUGGGGAUAACCUGUGCAGUUUCUGCUGACAUAUCCAACCUCCCAGCAUGUUCGUUUGUUGUCCGUGUAAAAGCUUGAGGAGCAAGUCCAUUCGUGACGGGGAUUUUUUCUUGUAAGGUAAGUAUUCGACUUAAUCUUAACAUUGGCUUUUGAAACACUAUCAUUCGAAUUUACGUUGUAUGUCAGGAUUCGUGUUUUUAAACGACUGUGUUAAUUGCCUUUAUGUUGAUUUAGUAAAUUUCUUUCA